AAUGCUUCCGGCACUGUCAAUGGCGGCCAAACCCACCACAAGGAGACCACUCUCCACCUCGUCUUCCUUCUCCUGCUUCGUCCCUUUCCUCUGCCUCGUCUUCCUCCUCCUACUCGCCCUCUUCUUCUCCGCCGCAAGGCCCUCCGUCGUUUCCCGGUACGAUGACCUCCUUGGGGAGCCAACGAGGGAUAAGAAUCGCUGGCCCUGCAACUACUCCGAUGGGGCCUGGGUCCUCGAUCCGGAUCCCGUCGCCCUCCGUUAUGACCACACCUGCAAGGAGAUCUUCAAGGGCUGGAACUGCAUCGCCAGCGGGAAGCACAACGGCCGCGAUCUCCUCCGGUGGCGGUGGCAGCCCUCUCGCUGCGGCCUCCCUCGCCUCGAGCCCCUCCGCUUCCUCCGACGCUUCAGGAACACCAACAUAGGGUUUGUGGGGGAUUCGUUGAACAGGAACAUGUACGUGUCGCUUGUUUGUAUGCUGAGAUCGGUGAGCAGAGGGGUGAGGAAGUGGCGUCCCGCCGGGGCCGAUAGGGGUUUCACCUUUCUUGAUUAUAAUCUCACUGUUGCGUAUCACCGGACUAAUCUCUUGGUGCGGUAUGGCAGGUGGUCAGCAAGCGACAAUGGAGGUGCCUUAGAAUCCCUUGGUAUCAAACAAGGUUACAGGGUGGAUGUUGAUGUUCCAGAACACACCUGGGCAGAGGCACCUAGCUUCCAUCAUAUUCUGAUCUUUAAUACAGGUCACUGGUGGUGGGCUCCCUCAAAAUUUGAUCCAGAGCAGUCACCAAUGCUCUUUUUUGAAAAGGGAUUGCCAGUGUUACCUCCAGUAACUCCAGAAAUUGGCAUAGAUUUAGCUUUAAAACAUAUGAUAUCAUAUGUGGAGAGAAGAGCAGCUAAGGGUUCAAGAACAUUCUUCCGGACACAAUCACCAAGGCAUUUUGAAGGUGGUGACUGGAACCAAGGUGGAUCAUGUCGACGAAGAGAACCUUUAUUGUCACAUGAGGUUGAAGAGCUCUUUUCUGUGGAGAGGAAUGCAACAAAUGCAGAGGUACGUGUCAUAAAUCAGCAUCUUUACAAGGCCCUUCAGAGAUCAAGCUUCCAGGUAUUGGACAUUACUCGCAUGAGCGAGUUCCGAGCGGAUGCUCAUCCUUCAACCAUGGGCAGAAAGAAGCACGAAGAUUGCAUGCACUGGUGCUUGCCCGGGUUGACAGACACUUGGAAUGAUGUGCUCAUGGCUGCUCUGGAAGACUCCACCAGCUAAUUCUUUUAAUUUGUUGGUUACUUGUUGAUUUUUCAUGUAUCGGUUGAUCUGUAACCCUAGAAUUGAAUCCAGUCAUACAAAGGGUGGUUGGGUCAGGUGUGAUUGAACCCGGCAAUCAAGGAAUUAUGUGUUUCGAUCGAAGGAUCGAUGAUUCAAAUUUAUCGACUUAAUGUGGUUAUAUUGAACUUGU
Messenger RNA from Musa acuminata subsp. malaccensis (wild Malaysian banana), 1445 nucleotides. RefSeq names its product protein trichome birefringence-like 13. The record is from RefSeq and is a predicted model, not a curated record. Gene Ontology annotation, cellular component: Golgi apparatus. NCBI's taxonomy places the organism in Eukaryota, Viridiplantae, Streptophyta, Magnoliopsida, Zingiberales, Musaceae. Gene Ontology annotation, molecular function: O-acetyltransferase activity.